Musa acuminata subsp. malaccensis (wild Malaysian banana) is the source of this 4276-nucleotide messenger RNA. RefSeq names its product E3 ubiquitin-protein ligase UPL7. Gene Ontology annotation, biological process: protein polyubiquitination; ubiquitin-dependent protein catabolic process. Gene Ontology annotation, molecular function: ubiquitin protein ligase activity. The record is from RefSeq and is a predicted model, not a curated record. NCBI's taxonomy places the organism in Eukaryota, Viridiplantae, Streptophyta, Magnoliopsida, Zingiberales, Musaceae.
GCCGUGUCGGGAAAACACUAAUAUCGAUUUGCUAGAGGGAACGGGGGCGGAGCGGCGAGCAACACCCCCGGCAUGUCGGGACCUCCGCAGCAACGGCAGGUCUCGCUGAGGGGCGCGAGCGCUAAGGAGAUCACAAGGGACGCCCUCCUCGAGAAGCUUGCCCACGAGAGGGAGCUCCGUAGCUACCAGCGCCGUGCCUCCGCCGCUGCCCUCUUCAUCCAGAGAGUCUGGCGGAGGUAUAUUGUUAUCAAGAAGGUCUCAGAACAGCUUCAAGAAGAAUGGGAAGCAUUAGCUGAUCACUAUGAUGAUCACAUGACUAGUGGAUGGAUCUCCAAUAAUUUCUUAAGACCCUUUCUUUUCUUUGCUACUCGCUCACCGGCUCUGUGGAAGCUACAACUUAGGAAUGUGAAAUGUGUCAUGAAAUGUUUUGGAAUUCUCUUACAAAGUAUUAGCUCAGCUGAUGCACAAAAGAACUUUUGUUUACUAUCUGUGGGUACCCAGCAGGAGAAAUCUAAAUGGCUUUAUCAAGCACAAAGGCUAGUUUCAUUGUGCCUGUUUUUCCUUGCGGAGUGUGAUAAUUCCAGUCAUGUGGGUGACCUGGUUCCACUUACAGCUCUGGCAAUGCGCUUAGUUGUUUCUUUAACUGAUAUAAAAGGAUGGAAGAAUCUAAGAGCUGAUGAUAUCGGAGAUGCACAUUUUGCUGUGAAUAGAUUAAUUGGAUUUAUGACUACAAACCUUAGUGGUAUAUAUAGCUGUUUUAGGAAGUACAUGCUGAGACAUGGUCCUCAGAAUGCUUCCUGCAGGACAAUUUUCUCAUCAUCAGAAAAUAAUCUCCUGAUUAUUGCAAGUGCCAUGACUUUAUCUUUGCGCCCAUUUCAUUUGAAGAGGUUAGAUGUGAAUGACUCCAAUGUUGUUGAUGUGAAUGAUGCUUCUAAGAAGUACUGUAUAUAUAUAUUGACGAUUCCAUAUUUGACUCGGCUUCUGCCAACGCUACUUCUGCCUGCUCUUAAACAUGAGCGUGUUCUGCUACCAUGUCUCACUGUUUUAUCGGUUUCCAAGGAUAAAAUCUUUGAUGAGAUGUUGAAUCUGGACCAGUCUGAAAUGUCAGGUCUGACUGCCAAAGCAAUUCCUUCCUUGGGCUGGGCCCUUGCAAACAUUGUAAACUUGUCUAUAGAAAAUAAUGAUUCUGGUGCUUCUGGCUGUUUUGUCCAAGGUCUAAAUUGUCAACUAUAUGUUCAUGCUGUUAACUGUAUCUCAGAGAAUUUCCUACUUUGGCUGGAGAGCAAUGAAGGAUUGGUGAAAAAGGAUAGUGAUGAUAUAUUGGUGACUAGUGACUCUUUUCCAGGAGAUGCUGAUUCAGAUGAAUGCACUCGUGCGAUGUUCCACACUGAUCUUCUUAGACCUGUGCAUCAACAGUGGCUUCUGAGGAAGCUUCUGACCAUGACAAAAACAAUUACUCCAGCUGAAGCGGCAGAUUCUUUUGUAACAAAUCAGAGCUUAGAGGAUCCUAGGAACUGGAGUCUACAAGAUGUCAUAUAUUUCUAUUAUUAUUUCCUUCGAAUAUUUUCUUUGUUGAAUCCUGUUGUUGGCUCGUUACCUAUCCUUAAUGUACUAUCCUUUACUCCCGGAUUCCUUCUGGAGCUUUGGGAAAUACUGGAAAGUUCUAUUUCUUGUGGAACUGAUCAUGUGUCUCAUGACGUCAAACAAUUCAGAGAUGAACCUUUUGAGAGACAGACUGAAGUGAUAUCUGAUACAAGGCAACCUCGAAAUAUGAAGGACAGUGGAAGUAAGUGGGCAAAUGUGCUACAAAAGAUUGCUGGAAAGUCAACUAACGAAACUCAUGCCUGUUCAAGAGAUGUCCCUCUAUUUCCGAGCCAGUGUGCUGAAGAAAGCUACGACAUAUGGGAUAUUGGAACUAUGAGACAAGGUGCUCAAGGGAUUUCGAAGGAUUUGUCAUGCAUCUUGUAUCUCUUUUGUGCUACUUAUGCACACUUGUUAUUAGUUCUAGAUGAUAUAGAAUUCUAUGAAAAACAGGUUCCUUUCACGCUGCAGCAGCAGCGAAGAAUUGCAGCAGUGCUUAAUACAUUUGUUUAUAAUUCUUUGGUCCACAAUGGAAAUAGUUGCAGACCAGUGAUUGAUGUGGCAGUCAGAUGCCUUCAUUUCCUGUAUGAAAGGGACUGCAGGCACAAGUUUUGCCCAUCUUUUCUAUGGUUAGCGCCUGCUAGAAAAGGUUGGUUUCCAGUUGCAGCAGCUGCUAGGGCUCAUGAAGCUGCAUUUUCAAACCUGCAAGGUACAGAUACUUCAACCAUUCCUGCGGUGAGCUCUAUUCUAACAACCGUACCACAUGUAUAUCCAUUUGAGGAAAGGGUUCAAAUGUUUAGGGAACUCAUCAAGUUGGACAAAGUUUCCAGAAGAGUGGCUGGUGAAUUAUCUGGACCAGCUUCUGGUUCAAUUGCUAUUGUUGUUCGUCGAGACCACAUUGUUGAAGAUGGAUACAAGCAAUUGAACUUCCUUGGGCCUAAGUUGAAGUCAUGCAUUAAUGUUUCAUUUAUUAAUGAAAGUGGUCUUCCCGAGGCUGGUCUUGACUAUGGUGGUCUGUCAAAGGAGUUUUUAACUGAUUUGUCUAAGUCUGGCUUUAACCCAGAGUUUGGUCUAUUUUCACAGACAUCCACCUCAGAUAGCAGCUUAAUUCCUAAUAUGGCUGCUAGAUUGUUAGAUAAUGGCAUUGAGAUGAUUGAAUUCCUUGGUAGGGUUGUUGGGAAAGCACUUUAUGAAGGCAUUUUACUGGAGUAUUCUUUUUCAUUGGUAUUUGUGCAAAAGCUACUAGGUCGGUAUAGCUUUCUUGAUGAACUCUCAACUCUGGAUUCUGAACUCUACAGAAAUCUUAUAUAUGUAAAGCAUUUUGAUGGUGAUGUCACGGAUCUAGCUUUAGAUUUUACCGUUGCUGAGGACAUAUGUGGGAAAAGGAUUGUCACCGAGCUUAAACCUGGUGGUACAAAUAUCUCGGUAACAAAUGAGAAUAAGUUGCAAUAUGUACAUGCAAUGGCAGAUUACAAACUGAAUCGCCAAAUACUCCCGUUUGCAAAUGCGUUUUAUAGAGGCUUGAUUGAUCUCAUAUCUCCAUCUUGGUUGAGCUUAUUUAAUGCAAAUGAAUUCAACCAGUUGCUUUCAGGCGGUAUAAAUGACUUCGAUGUUGAUGAUCUCCGAAGCAAUACAAAGUAUUCUGGUGGUUAUUCUGAGACAAGUCGUACAGUCAAGCUCUUCUGGGAGGUUGUGAAAGGCUUUAAAGCAAUUGAAAGGUGCAUGUUACUGAAGUUUGUGACAAGCUGUUCACGUGCUCCUUUACUUGGGUUCAAGCACCUACAGCCUGCCUUCACCAUUCACAAGGUCGCAUGUGAUUUACCCCUAUGGGCUACACUAGGUGGACAAGAUGUGGAUCGGCUUCCCUCAGCUUCCACCUGCUACAAUACACUCAAGCUCCCGACAUACAAACGAUCGAGUACAUUGAGGAACAAGCUUCUCUAUGCAAUCAGUUCAAACACUGGAUUCGAACUUUCUUAACUGUACAUCAUUCGACUUGUGUAAUUUGUAUAUCCUCCUGCACCCCCGUCCGACAUCAUGUCCAACAGGCUGUGGUAAAGUGAAAGAUGUAUAUUAGCAUUACUGCAUCGCGAGAGAGAUCAGUGUAUGGUUGUGACCACAGGUGGCAUUGCAAUGUAUUGUUUGAGGACUCGUCGAUCCUCACAGACCGACCAAGGCAUGUCUGUUCUGCUCUGUAAUGAUGUAUUGACUUUGUCCACUCUCCUUGUGGUCAGAACAGAUCGAUGCGUGCAGGGAGUUAUACUACCCUUCUCCAUCUACGAGAUGAGUAUGUUUAGAAUAUCUCGUUCCUGCUACAAAGUUGAUGGGAAUCCAUGUUUUCAGUAGAGAUUGGAAACAGCUUUGUUGGCAGCAAGAAAGGUAACAGAGAAAACUAGAGGACGCUUCGUUGACUUCGAGCAUCAAGUUUGCACCAAAUCUUUUCUAGUACUGUAAGACAAAAUCACAUUGUCCAAAUGAAAAAGGACCCAAGAUUCCCAACACUAUUAGAUCUGUCACCUCAUAAGCAGCACUGGAAGACAAUGGCACUGGCACUGCCAAAUGGUGGGAGAAACCUUCACAGUUCAUGAAGUGUGUUAUGUAGUAACUCCUUUUAUUCUAUUUUUGUUUGUAUCAUCUAAUCUGUCAAGCCAUCAACAGGAAGUUAUUUGUUUGGAUGGAUAUACUAUUCUCACCA